AUGGCUGGGAUGUGUAGUGGUGUCCUGGCCGGGCCGUUCUCUGGUGCUCCCCAGGCCUGUGUGGCAGCAGGGAAGAGCCCAGAGGUGGGGGCCUUGGGUGCGGCUGAGAAGAAGGUGAAGAUGCUGGAACAACAACGCGCUGAGCUGCUCGAAGUGAACAAGCAGUGGGACCAGCAUUUCCGGUCUAUGAAGCAGCAGUACGAGCAGAAGAUCACUGAGCUUCGGCAGAAGCUGGCUGACCUACAGAAGCAGGUGACUGACCUGGAGGCUGAGCGGGAGCAGAAGCAGCGUGACUUUGACCGGAAGCUCCUCCUGGCCAAGUCCAAGAUCGAAAUGGAGGAGACCGACAAGGAGCAGCUGACAGCAGAGGCCAAGGAGCUGCGCCAGAAGGUCAAGUACCUGCAGGAUCAGCUGAGCCCGCUCACCCGGCAGCGGGAAUACCAGGAAAAGGAGAUCCAGAGGCUCAACAAGGCCCUGGAGGAAGCACUGAGCAUCCAGGCCUCCCCCUCCUCUCCACCAGCAGCAUUUGGCGGCCCAGAAGGAGCUGGUGGCCUCCUAAGGAAACAGGAGCUGGUCACACAGAACGAAUUGCUGAAACAGCAGGUGAAGAUCUUUGAGGAGGACUUCCAGAGGGAGCGCAGCGAUCGAGAACGCAUGAAUGAGGAGAAGGAAGAGCUGAAGAAGCAGGUGGAGAAACUGCAGGCCCAGGUCACCCUGUCCAAUGCCCAGCUAAAAGCGUUCAAAGAUGAGGAGAAGACAAAAGAAGCCCUCAGACAGCAGAAGAGGAAAGCAAAGGCCUCGGCCGAGCGCUACCACGUGGAGCCCCCCCCAGAGCACGUGUGCGGGGCCUACCCGUAUGCCUACACGGCCGUGCCGGCCCUGGUGCCACACCACGGCUUUGAGGACUGGUCCCAGAUCCGCUACCCCCCGCCCCCCAUGGCCAUGGAGCACCCGCCCCCGCUCCCAAACUCACGCCUCUUCCAUCUGCCAGAAUACACCUGGCGGCCGCCCUUUGGAGGCAUGCGCAAUCAGAGCUCCCAAGUGAUGGACUCGCCCACAGCCAGGCCUGUGGAACCAGAGUCUACGAAAAAUGACCGUGAGGGGCCUCAGUGAGACCAGAUUAUGUCACUUGGCUCCACCUUCGUCUUACAGAGCCACCUGAUCUGAUUGCUGAAAAACUAGAGGCCAUGUUCUCUGUGUGGCCAGAGCCUUGGUUGGAUGGGAGGCUGAUGGGCCACUGGGUUGUGCCCCAGCCCGAACUAAACUGUUUCCGAACUGGAGAGGCUCCACCCGGAAGGCUUCCAUUUGGCCCCUCCUUUGGGGUGACCAGGAGAAACUCACUACCUUGCAGCCAAGUGGCGAGAGGCCUCAUCCGACUUUGACCUGCCAUGCUUUGUGGAAUCACUGGGGAACCUCAGUCUCAAGAGUGGGGUGCAGUGGAGACCCCUUCCUUUCGAAACUUCCCUGGAAGUGGUUCCAGCCCCUCGGUGGAACAUGUCCCAUUCACGUGUGUGUUUAAUUUUUGCUUCAAGCUCUAUGGUAGCCGGACCUGCCCCGUGCCCAAGCCUUCCCCUCUGAGGAGCUGCGGGAAGAGCGGGUUUGCUCCCAGAAGCAGGAGAGAAUGACAGGCGUCCUGUUGCAGGACCACUUCCACCCACGGCAGCCUUGCCAGCACCAUGGCAGCCUGGGAUGAAGGCCCCGCCAGCCACAUGUGCUGAGGGGCCCACCGUGAAGCUGGAGGCUUGCGGUGCCAGAGGCCCAGAUCAAGGUGGCUGGCUGUCCCUGGGCAGCUGUUUGCACGAAUCUUGGACAUAAAUCCAAGUUGAAGAUCA
Messenger RNA from Leptonychotes weddellii (Weddell seal), 1832 nucleotides. NCBI's taxonomy places the organism in Eukaryota, Metazoa, Chordata, Mammalia, Carnivora, Phocidae. The record is from RefSeq and is a predicted model, not a curated record.